AUGAUCACCUCGAUACAGACUGUCGUUACUCUUUCGCUUGGCCUGGCGGGCCUUGUCAGAGCGCAGUAUGAUCCAGCGCUGGUGGGCACAUGGACGACAAAGUCCAAAAAGGUUGUCACUGGUCCUGGCUUCUAUGAUCCUGUCGCCGACAAAUUAAUCGAACCGGACCUAGCGGGCAUUUCCUACUCCUUCACGAGCGAUGGGUAUUAUGAAGAGGCAUACUAUCGGGCAAUCUCAAAUCCAACGACUCCCCAGUGCCCAUCCUCCAUAAUGCAAUGGCAGCACGGCACUUACUCCUUGCCCGGAAACGGCUCCAUCGUUCUCACACCCUUUGGCGUUGACGGUCGCCAACUCACGUCCGCCCCCUGUUCCUACGACAACGCCAUCUACAUCCGCUACGAGCAGCCCGAGUUCUUCAAGUCCUAUCAAGUCUCUACUGACGCCUUCCACAACGUACCCAAGUUGAAUCUCUACCAGUUUGAUGGGAGCCCCAUGCAGCCCAUGUAUUUGAUGUACAGCCCGCCCCAGAUGCUCCCGACGCAGACACUCAAUCCGACCAGUGCGCCCAGCGCGACGGGGAAAUCGAGGGUCAAGCGCACGGAUGGAGGAGACGGCGAGCAAGAAGUACUCCAGCCUCUGAACCGAGACUCACACAUCAUCAAGCAACAACCCAGCGAGUUCUACAAUGCCGAUAGAUGGUGGUGGGCAGGAGUUGGACUGACGGCGCUUGGGACGGUGAUGUACAUGCUACCAACCUCAGCAUAG
Messenger RNA from Fonsecaea multimorphosa CBS 102226, 765 nucleotides. RefSeq lists its product as uncharacterized. The record is from RefSeq and is a predicted model, not a curated record. Gene Ontology annotation, cellular component: endoplasmic reticulum; endoplasmic reticulum membrane. NCBI's taxonomy places the organism in Eukaryota, Fungi, Ascomycota, Eurotiomycetes, Chaetothyriales, Herpotrichiellaceae. The transcript has 3 exons. Gene Ontology annotation, biological process: 'de novo' protein folding. The coding region runs from base 1 to 765 and encodes 254 amino acids.